This is a messenger RNA of Archocentrus centrarchus (flier cichlid), 1318 nucleotides long. RefSeq names its product troponin T, fast skeletal muscle isoforms-like. Bases 218 to 1081 code for a protein of 287 amino acids. Gene Ontology annotation, biological process: sarcomere organization; muscle contraction; regulation of muscle contraction. Gene Ontology annotation, cellular component: troponin complex. The record is from RefSeq and is a predicted model, not a curated record. Gene Ontology annotation, molecular function: troponin C binding; tropomyosin binding; troponin I binding. NCBI's taxonomy places the organism in Eukaryota, Metazoa, Chordata, Actinopteri, Cichliformes, Cichlidae. The transcript has 16 exons.
UGCAAACCCCUCACCACCCCACCUUUUCCACACAUAAACAUAUAUGCCACACACACACACACCUCACUCUCAUCCCACAGCCAAUAAGGGCCUGAUGGGCUCAAGUAUCACAUACUAUAACACAAGGACUUAUUCUCUGAGCAGCGCCUUACAGACCUUCAUCUCCAUCGUCUGAGGAGUUUCUCUCCUUCUCUGAGGUGUAAAGUCUGCUGUCACCAUGUCUGACACUGAGGAAGUGGACAAUGUCGAGGAAGAGGAAGCCCAGGAGGAGGUAGUAGAAGUAGAAGUAGCCCCUGAGGCGGAGGCCCAGGUAGAAGCAGAACCAGAGGUAGAGCCUGAACCAGAACCAGAGCCAGAGGUGGUGCAGAAGGUGGUUCAUGAGGAGGAAGAGGCCUAUGAAGAGGAAGGGGAGGAGGGAGAUCAAGAUGAAGAAAAGCCAAAGUUUAAACCCACUGCUCCGAAGAUCCCAGAUGGCGAGAAAGUGGACUUUGAUGAUAUCCAAAAGAAACGCCAAAACAAAGACCUGAUGGAGCUGCAGUCACUGAUCGACGCGCACUUUGAAUGCAGGAAGCAGGAGGAAGAAGAACUCAUUGCUCUCAAAGAGAGAAUUGAAAAGCGUCGUGCCGAGCGAGCUGAGCAGCAGAGGAUUCGCGCCGAGAAAGAUAAAGAGCGGCAGGCGAGGCGGGAGGCUGAGCGGAUGAGAAAGGAGGAGGCCGACGUCCAGAGAAAGGUCGAUGAUGAAACCAAGAAGAAGAUCGCCCUGACCAACAUGGGAUCGGGCUUCAGCAGCCACCUGCAGAGGAUUGAACAAAGGAGAGGCAAGAAGCAGACUGAAAGAGAAAAGAAGAAGAAGAUCCUUGCAGAGAGAUGCAAACCCCUGAACAUCGAGAGUCUCAGCGAUGACAGCCUGAGAGAAAAGGCGAAAGAGCUGUGGGAGUGGCUGCACAACCUCGAAGCGAUAAAAUACGACCACUGUGAGAAGCUUAAGAGGCAGAGAUAUGAGGUUGUCUCUCUCAGGAACCGCAUUGAUGAACUGCAGAAGCACAGCAAGAAGGGAGCCGCCACGCGCCGCAGGAAGUGAGCAGCUCCUCGGUGGCGGUCAGCCCCAACAGGAGGCAUCUUCAGCAGGCCACAGCAUCAGCUCCAGUAACCCACCCGAUGACACCCGCAGCUCUGGAGCAACAGCAACUAACUGAGUGCCUGUGUUUACUUAAGCGAGAUGGUUUGGGGAUGAUUUUAGCUCAAGUAAAGAAAUAAAAAUGUAAAAACAAAAUGCUGCUAUGGUUGUGUAAAGAACAUGUGACACUUUAAACAACAA